This is a messenger RNA of Anoplophora glabripennis (Asian longhorned beetle), 4371 nucleotides long. Its product is annotated as indole-3-acetaldehyde oxidase. The record is from RefSeq and is a predicted model, not a curated record. The transcript has 27 exons. Gene Ontology annotation, molecular function: iron ion binding; oxidoreductase activity; FAD binding. NCBI's taxonomy places the organism in Eukaryota, Metazoa, Arthropoda, Insecta, Coleoptera, Cerambycidae. The coding region runs from base 41 to 4243 and encodes 1400 amino acids.
GACAAUAGCGGCAUGUACAAGUUAGAGUGAAAGCAGCAAAAUGGAUAACACAUUGCCGGAAGUAACAUUCUGGGUGAGUGGUACUGAAUAUACAGUUAAAACAGGUGAGGUCACCCCGGAAACCACGCUCAACACUUACUUGAGGGAUUACCUCCACCUUACAGGCACGAAGAAAUUAUGUUUGGAAGGAGGAUGUGGUACUUGCGUAGUUGCGGUAGAAGAAGCUGUUGGCAAUACGAAACGGGUGUUUGCUGUUAAUUCCUGCUUGGUCUCUGUAUUUUCUGCUCAAGGAUGGAAAAUCCAUACCAUUGAAGGUAUCGGUGGGCCACUAGAUGGAUACCACCCUAUCCAGAAACUGUUGGCGAACAACAACGGUUCGCAGUGCGGAUUUUGUUCCACUGGAAUGGUUAUGAAUAUGUAUGCCUUGAACGAAUCCGGUCCAAAAACUCAGCAAGAGAUCGAGGAUGCUUUCAGUGGCAAUAUUUGCAGAUGUACUGGAUACAGGCCCAUUUUGCAAGCGUUUAGACAAUUAGCUUCAGAUGCUAAUCAGAAAUUGGCAGAUAUCGAAGAUACGAAACCAUGUAACAAGGGCAAAUGUCUUAAUCAAUGUGAAGAGAAGUGCAUCAAGAAUAAAGUAAGUUACAAAUUUACUGAUGGAAUUUAUGUCUGGAUAAAAGUGUACACACUGCAACAACUAUUGCUGGUUUUAAACACAUUAGGGACAAAAACUUACAUGUUGGUUGCUGGAUAUACUGCAAAAGGUGUUUACAGAGUAACAACCCUUCCAGACGUAUAUAUCGAUGUGGCAAGUGUAACUCAACUAACAACUUACUCCGUGACAUCUACUACGCUAACCAUAGGUGGAAACUUCGCGCUAAACAACGCUAUAGAGCUUUUCAAAGAAGUAGCUGAAGGAAAUGCGAACUUUGCAUACUUGACGACCAUGGCCAAACAUGUUGCAUUAGUAGCAAACGUUGCUGUGCGAAAUAUUGGCACGUUAGCUGGAAAUCUGAUGAUUAAAUAUUAUCACAAUGAAUUUCAAUCCGAUAUAUUUCUACUUUUGGAAACUUUUAACGCAGUUUUGGUAAUAGUUGAUUCAAAAGGGAAUGAAGUGAAAGUAAGCCCUAAAGAAUUUCUUGCUUUAGAUAUGAACAAAAGGGUCAUAAAGCAGGUCGUUCUUAGUGCUUUGAAUUCCACUUACAAAUACGAGACGUACAAGAUAAUGGGUCGCGCAGUGGCAAGUGUAACUCAACUAACAUCUUACUCCGUGACAUCUACUACGCUAACCAUAGGUGGAAACUUCGCGCUAAAUAACGCUAUAGAGCUUUUCAAAGAAGUAGCUGAAGGAAAUGCGAACUUUGCAUACUUGACGACCAUGGCCAAACAUGUUGCAUUAGUAGCAAAUGUUGCUGUGCGAAAUAUUGGUACGUUAGCUGGAAAUCUGAUGAUUAAAUAUUAUCACAAUGAAUUUCAAUCCGAUAUAUUUCUGCUUUUGGAAACUUUUAACGCAGUUAUGGUAAUAGUUGAUUCAAAAGGGAAUGAAGUGAAAGUAAGCCCUAAAGAAUUUCUUGCUUUAGAUAUGAACAAAAGGGUCAUAAAGCAGGUCGUUCUUAGUGCUUUGAAUUCCACUUACAAAUACGAGACGUACAAGAUAAUGGGUCGCGCACAAAAUACUCAUGCUCUUGUGAACGCCGGCUUUCUAUUAAAAUUGAACUACCAAACUGUCGUAUCGGCAAGAAUUGUAUAUGGGGCCAUCAACCCUCAGUUUGUUCACGCUUCGAGUCUGGAAACGUUCUUAUCAGGAAAGAUUUUAUUCAAUAACGAUGUCUUGAGACAAGCAUUCCAAGUUUUGGACGCUGAAAUACAACCUGAUCAUGUUCUACCCGAUCCAACUCCAGAAUUUCGAAAAAUGUUAGCUGUGUCUCUGUUUUAUAAGUUCGUACUAAGUAUUGCCCCAGAUGAUCUGGUAUCAAGCAGAAAUAAAAGCGGAGGAUCACUUCUUGAGAGGCCACUAUCUACGGGAAUCCAAGAAUUUGGUACUAAUCCGGAGAACUAUCCUGUUACAGAGCCCAUCAUUAAAGUUGAAGCUUUAGCACAAUGCUCAGGUCAAGCCGAGUAUAUCAUCGAUAUGCCUGAUCGACCGCAUCAACUGUUUGCUGCUUUAGUUACGGCAAAGGCGAUGGCCAAUUCGUAUGUUCUAUCCGUUGACACAUCCAAAGCUUUGGCGACAGCGGGUGUGGUGGCAUAUUUUGGCAAGGAUGACAUUCCAGGAGAGAAUACGUUUAUUCCAGCCAUGACCAGUCUUACGGUUCAGGAAGAACUUUUCUGUAGUGGAAGGGUCCAGUACUACGACCAAACUAUUGGAAUAAUAGUUGCGAAAACCCACGACCUCGCUGUCAAAGCUGUUGAAUUAGUCGAAGUCACUUAUUCUGCACCUGUCCAAAGGCCUUACUUGAAUAUUAAAGAAGUACUCGACGCGAAUGAUACCUCGCGAAUUCAAGCGGUUACAACUGUGGUGGCAAAAACACAGGGUACUGAUAUAGCUCACGUUAUUAAAGGGACGUUCUAUAUAGGCAUGCAGUAUCAUUUUCACAUGGAGGCACAAUGUUGUAAUGUUGUCCCCACUGAAGACAGCUUGGAUUUAUAUCCAUCGUCUCAGUGGAUGGAUCUAAACCAGCUUGCUUGUGCAGCAGCUUUAAAUAUUCCCACUAGCAGAGUUAACGUAAAAGUACGAAGACUGGGAGGUGCCUUUGGGGCUAAAAUUAUGAGAAACACCCUUGUCUCUACCGCUUGUGCACUAGCUGCCCAUAAACUUAACAAACCCGUCAAGAUCUGGCUGCCCAUGGAGACGAAUAUGACUACCAUUGGAAAACGAUAUCCUCUCUAUGCCAAUUACGAGGCCGGAGUUAACGCCCAGGGCGUUAUUCAGUAUUUGGAGACCGAUUUGUACAGCGAUUUUGGUGUCGGGGGGAACGAAUCCAUUGACCCUUUUCUUAUCGAUAUGUUCGAAAAUUGCUACGACACCAGCACUUGGAACUUUACCAGUCACAUAGUCAAAACUGACACUCACGCUAAUUGCUGGACUAGAGCUCCAGGUUCUGUGGAGGGUUUAGCGGCUAUAGAGCAUAUCAUGGAGCAAAUAGCUUAUACUGUGAAUCUGGAUACAGCGGCGGUAAAGGCAGCUAACUUCGAUACGGUUAACCAUCCAAAACUGGUGGAACUGUGGAAUGAAAUGCAAACAUGGGGUGAAAUACCAACCAGAAAACAGGAAAUAGCAGCUUAUAAUGCGGCUAACAGAUGGAAAAAGAAAGGUAUGUCUUUGGUGCCGAUGGCAUGGACGUUGGAUUUUGCAGUGAACUAUACGGUGUUAGUUUCGAUAUUCCAUGGAGAUGGCGGAGUGGUGAUUUCUCAUGGUGGUAUAGAGAUGGGACAAGGUAUUAAUACAAAGGCAAUUCAAUCAUGUGCCUACAAAUUUGGAAUACCAAUAGACUUGAUUACUGUCAAGCCAAGCUACAACGUCAUAGCACCAAAUUCUAUGGCGAGUGGGGGCAGCAUAACAAGUGAGGGAGUUUGUUUUGGUGUGUUGAGAGCUUGUGACAUGUUAAUUCAACGAAUGGCGCCAAUAAAGGAAAGUUUAGGAGGAAAUCCUGCCUGGGCGGAUUUAAUAAAUGCUUGUUAUGCUGCAAAUAUACAACUUACAGCGUCAGGAUUCUUUUCUCCAAAUGAACCAGGUUUCCCGAGGUAUGUAGUUUAUGGUGUAAACGCAAGUGAAGUAGAAGUUGAUAUUUUAACUGGUCAGAAACUGAUUUCAAGAUACGAUAUGAUUGAAGACGUUGGAGAAAGCAUCAGUCCUCUCAUUGACAUUGGUCAAGUGGAAGGAGCGGUAGCAAUGGGUAUUGGUUACUAUACAACUGAACAAAUAGUUACUAAUGAAGAAGGUAGAAUCUUGACCAAUAGAACUUGGUAUUACACUCCUCCAGGUGCUAAAGAUAUACCUGUCAACCUAAGGAUUAAAUUCCCCGAAAACAACCCGAACCCUGAAGGAGUGCUGAGAUCUAAAGCUAUUGCUGAACCGCCCAUCUGCGUUACUUGUAGCAUCCCUCUAGCUAUCAGAAAUGCCAUGGCUUCGGCUAGAACAGAAGCCGAUCCUAGCCAACCAAAAUUUUAUUUAUUUGAUGGACCAAGUACAGUCGAAAAUACACUACUUAAUUCCUGUAAUUCAUAUGAACAGUAUACUUUAUAAUAACAAAAUAAGUAACAAUAACCAUCUUAUGUGUGUGUUUUGUAUUAUUGGGAUAUACGGUUAUGUGUGUACUAGGAGUUAUAAAUUGUAUGUAUAUAUAAAUGGUGUUAAUAAAUAAGUGGUGUGUG